GCAUCGCUCGCUGGGUGAAGCCGGGUUUCCCAAAGAUGGCGGCGUUCGGGAUAUUGAGUUAUGAGCAUAGGCCGUUGAAAAGGCCUCGGCUCGGGCCGCCAGACGUUUACCCGCAGGACCCCAAACAGAAAGAGGAUGAGCUGACAGCACUAAAUGUUAAACAAGGCUUUAACAAUCAACCUGCAGUGUCUGGAGAUGAACAUGGUACCGCAAAGAAUGUCAACUUCAAUCCUGGCAAGAUCAGCUCCUACUUCAGCAGUAUAAUUGCUGAGAAGUUGAGAUGUAACACAUUCCCAGAUACUGGCAGAAGGAAGCCUCAGGUUAAUCAAAAAGACAAUUUCUGGCUUGUCACGGCUCGUUCUCAGCCUUCGAUACAUAAUUGGUUUACUGAUCUGGCUGGAACCAAACCACUAACUCAGCUUGCAAAAAAGGUGCCUAUAUUUAGUAAGAAAGAAGAAGUGUUUGGCUAUCUGGCCAAGUAUUCUGUGCCAGUAAUGAGAGCAGCUUGGCUGAUAAAAAUGACGUGUGCCUAUUAUGCGGCAAUAACAGAAACCAAGAUGAAGAAACGCCACGUCAUAGAUCCAUGUAUAGAAUGGACUCAGAUCAUCACAAAGUACCUUUGGGAACAACUGCAAAAGAUUGCCGAGUCCUAUCGACAAAUUUCCACACAGAACAGUGGGACACCAAUGCCACCCACAGUGCCUGAGGUGGAGCAGGCCAUGAAACAGUGGGAGUAUAAUGAAAAGCUGGCUCUUUACAUGUUUCAGGAUGGAAUGCUAGACAGGCAUGAGUUCCUGACCUGGGUUCUUGAAUGCUUUGAGAAGAUCCGACCGGGGGAGGAUGAACUACUUAAACUGCUUCUCCCAUUAAUGUUACAGUAUUCUGGAGAGUUUGUGCAAUCUGCGUACCUGUCGAGACGCCUGGCCUACUUUUGUACCCGACGUCUCUCUAUGCUGCUAGGCGAUAGUGGUAGUAAUGUCGUCACAGGAGGGCAUCAAUCUCAUGUGAUUGCAGCACCCACUGCAAAUACCUUACCUCCAACUCCAACACCGCCACCCAAUGGGGCCACCCAACCCCAGUCUCCAUUUAUGGAUUUUUAUAUUUGUCCACAGCAUCGUCCAGUAGUGUUUGGAUUAAGCUGCAUGCUUCAGAGCAUCGUCCUGUGUUGUCCAAGUGCAUUGGUAUGGCAUUACUCGUUGACUGAUUGCAGAAAUAAGACUGGAUCACCACUUGAUCUUUUACCCAUAGCACCAUCCAGUCUACCCAUGCCAGGAGGAAACUCAGUAUUUACUCAACAAGUUCGAGCUAAAGUGCGGGAAAUUGAGGAGCAGAUUAAAGAGAGAGGUCAAGCAGUAGAGGUCAGGUGGUCUUUUGAUAAGUGCCAAGAAACUACUGCAGGUUUUACAAUUGGUCGUGUAUUACAUACAUUGGAAGUACUUGACAGCCACAGCUUUGAAAAAUCAGAUUUCAAUAACUCAUUGGAUUCCCUGUACAAUAGGAUAUUUGGAUCAGGACAGAAUAAAGAUGGACAGGAGAUGUUGCCAGAUGAUGAUGCAGUGAUGACUUUGCUUUGUGAAUGGGCAGUGAGCUGCAAGCGUUCAGGUAGACAUCGUGCCAUGGUUGUGGCAAAACUAUUAGAGAAGAGGCAAGCUGAAAUUGAAGCUGAGAGAUGUGGAGAAUCAGAAGUGGUCGAUGAGAAGGGGUCUGUCUCAUCUGGCUCUCUUACUAGUGCCAGCAUUCCUGUUUUCCAAGAUGUGUUGCUUCAAUUCUUGGACACACAAGCUCCUAUGCUGACUGAUCCCAGUAGUGAAAGUGAGAAGGCUGAAUUUGCCAACUUGGUGCUAUUGUUCUGUGAGCUGAUUCGCCACGAUGUCUUUUCGCACAACGUCUAUAUGUGCACACUGAUAUCCCGAGGAGAUCUGUCAUCAGAGCAACAUGUACCCAGACCGCGCUCACCUGCAGAUGAUGCUGUGGAAGAGCAAGAUCGGAAAGAACAGGAAGGAAAUAACAGUGUAAAACUUGAGGAUACAGGCUUACCAGAAAGUAUGGACAUAGAUCACAACUCCAGUGCCAUUUUUGAAGAUGUUAAAAGUGAUUUUAGUGCUGAUUUUGCUGUGUUUUCUCCCCCAAUGCACUGUGAAUCCAAAGCCAGCCCAUCUCCAGAGAAACCUGCCUCAGAAAAAGACAUGAAACUAAUACAGAAAGAAAAAUUGAAUGAUGCAUUUCCUUCACCGUAUGAACAACCCAGGCACAUACAAUAUGCAACACACUUUCCUAUCCCUCAGGAGGAAUCGGCAAGUCAUGAAUGUAAUCAGCGCCUGGUGGUUCUUUAUGGUGUUGGCAAGCAGCGAGAUGAAGCUCGACAUGUAAUUAAAAAAAUAACCAAAGACAUCUUGAAAGUUUUGAACAAGAAGAGCACUGCUGAGACUGGUGGAGAGGAAGGACAAAAGCGAAAAAAAAAUAAACCAGAAGCAUUUCCUACAGCAGAAGAUAUAUUUGCCAAAUUUCAGCAUCUUUCACAUUUUGAUCAACAUCAAGUUACCUCUCAGGUGUCACGGAAUGUGCUAGAACAAAUCACUAGUUUUGCCUUGGGAAUGUCCUAUCAUCUGCCUCUUGUUCAGCACAUACAAUUUAUUUUCGAUCUGAUGGAGUAUUCCCUUAAUAUCAGUGGAUUAAUAGAUUUUGCUAUUCAGUUGCUGAAUGAAUUGAGUGUAGUGGAAGCAGAGUUACUCCUGAAAUCUUCUAGUCUAGUUGGCAGCUACACAACAGGUUUGUGCUUGUGCAUUGUGGCAGUCUUACGACGCUACCAUUCCUGCCUUAUCCUCAAUCCUGACCAGACCGCACAAGUAUUUGAGGGUUUGUGUGGUGUGGUGAAACAUGGCGUUAACCCAGCAGACUGUUCUUCUGCGGAGCGCUGUAUCCUUGCCUACCUCUAUGAUCUUUACACCUCCUGCAGUCACUUAAAGAGCAAGUUUGGCGAGCUCUUUGGUGAUGCCUGUUCCAAAGUCAAGAAUACCAUCUACAGUAACAUUGAUCCUUCUGAUUCAAACAUGCUCUGGGAACCUGAGUUCAUGAUUGAUGCCAUUGAAAACCCUUCUGCACAUAACUUCAGCUAUUCCAUGCUUGGUAAAAUCCUGAAUGACAAUCCAGCCAAUCGCUACAGCUUUGUUUGCAACGCGCUCAUGCAUGUCUGUGUGGGGCAUCAUGACCCUGAUCGUGUGAAUGAUAUUGCCAUCCUGUGUGCAGAACUAACUGCCUAUUGCAAGGCUCUCAGUGCAGAGUGGCUUGGCGUUCUUAAGGCACUAUGCUGUUCAUCCAAUAAUGGAACUUGCGGCUUCAAUGAUCUUCUGUGCAAUGUUGAUGUGAGUGAUUUAUCAUUCCAUGAUUCUUUGGCAACUUUUAUAGCUAUUUUAAUAGCUAGACAAUGCUUGCUGCUGGAGGAUUUGAUUCGCUGUGUGGCAAUUCCUUCACUCCUUAAUGCAGCAUGCAGUGAGCAAGAUUCAGAACCAGGUGCUCGUCUAACAUGCCGAAUCCUCCUUCAUUUGUUUAGGACACCACAGCUAAACCCUUGUCACCAGGAUAGCAAUAAACCUACUGUAGGGAUCCGUUCAUCAUGUGACAGGCAUCUCCUGGCAGCAUCACAGAACAGCAUUGUUGUUGGAGCAGUUUUUGCUGUCCUCAAGGCCAUCUUUAUGUUGGGUGAUGCUGAAUUGAAAGGGUCUGGAUUCUCACAUUCUGGUGGGAUGGAGGAGCUCCCUGAGGAUGAGAUAGGAGUGAAAAAAUCUGGUGGUCGGGCUGUUUCUAUUGAAACCGCCAGUUUAGAUGCUUAUGCUAAAUAUGUGCUAAAGAAUAUUUGUCAGCAGGAGUGGGUUGGAGAGCGCUGUCUAAAGAGUCUGUGCGAAGAUAGUAGUGCUUUGCAAGAUCCAGUUCUAACAAAUAAGCAAGCUCAACGACUCUUGCAGCUGAUAUGCUAUCCACACCGGCAACUGGACAAUGAGGAAGGAGACAAUCCACAACGUCAGAGAAUCAAACGGAUCUUGCAGAAUCUUGACCAGUGGACAAUGAGACAGUCUUCACUGGAAUUGCAGCUUAUGAUUAAACAGAGUGUCACCAAUGAAAUGAACUCCUUACUAGAAAACAUUGCUAAGGCCACUAUUGAAGUAUUCCAGAAAUCAGCUGAAAUGAACUCAUCUAAUUUGAGCAGUAAUGGAACUGUGAAUUCAGUGAUACCUGUCUCUGGCACUAGCAACACAAAUGGAAAUGCCAGCAAAAUGAAACCACUACUGAGCUCAUCAGAGCGGACAGGGGUCUGGCUGGUAGCACCGUUAAUUGCAAAAUUGCCAACAUCAGUCCAAGGCCAUGUGUUGAAAGCUGCUGGCGAGGAAUUGGAAAAAGGACAACACCUUGGGUCAUCCUCAAGAAAAGAGCGGGACCGGCAGAAGCAAAAGAGCAUGUCUCUGCUAAGUCAACAGCCAUUUCUUUCUUUGGUUUUGACGUGCCUUAAGGGGCAGGAUGAACAAAGAGAGGGACUUCUCACAUCCCUUUAUAGCCAAGUCCAACAGAUUGUUACAAACUGGCGUGAAGAUCAGUACCAGGAUGACUGCAAAGCGAAACAAAUGAUGCACGAAGCCCUAAAGCUUCGGUUAAAUCUUGUAGGUGGGAUGUUUGAUACUGUCCAGCGUAGCACACAGGGCACUACUGAGUGGGCUGUCCUUCUCUUGGAUAUAAUCAGCAGUGGAACAGUGGACAUGCAGUCAAACAAUGAGCUGUUCACUACAGUCCUGGAUAUGCUUAGUGUGCUGGUUAAUGGGACUUUGGCAGCGGACAUGUCAAGUAUCUCACAGGGCAGUAUGGAAGAGAACAAGAGAGCUUACAUGAACCUUGUAAAGAAACUCCGGAAAGAGCUUGGGGACCGACAAUCAGAGAGCUUGGAGAAAGUGCGACAAUUAUUACCACUUCCAAAGCAGACAAGGGAUGUCAUUACAUGUGAACCACAAGGCUCUCUGAUCGAUACCAAAGGAAACAAGAUUGCUGGCUUUGAGUCAAUAUUCAAAAAGGAGGGGCUCCAGGUCUCCACCAAACAGAAGAUUUCCCCUUGGGAUGUUUUUGAGGGGAUGAAACAUUCUGCUCCCCUUUCUUGGGGUUGGUUUGGGACUGUUCGUGUUGAUCGCAAGGUGACUAAGUUUGAAGAACAGCACAGGCUACUAUUGUACCACACACACCUUAAACCAAAGCCACGCAGUUACUAUCUGGAACCACUGCCACUCCCUCCAGAGGAAGAAGAGCCACCAGUACCAGUUGUUCCCGAACCAGAAAAAACUACAGUAGAACCACCAAAGUUGGAGAAACCUAAUACUACUGAAGAGAAGAAAAAGAAACCACCUCGAAAAAAACGACCCCCUCCUAAUAAAGCUGAGCAGCUGGAUUUAUCAUCUGGUGCACACAGAAUGCCUCCUUAUGGUGGUGGAGUUCCCAGUGACAUAAUGCCAAACCAGGCUAAUAAUCUCUAUAACAGACUUCCAUAUGGACCACCUGGUGUUGGCAUAUAUGCACAAAAUCAGCCUUUGCCAGCAGGUGGACCAAGGUUAGAUACAAUGCCCUACAGAAAUGUACGCCCUCAGUUUGCCAAAAUAAUGCAGACUCGGCCUCCAUACAGCACUGUGAUGACCCCUAUGAGUGCGAUAAUGGAUCCGUCGCUGUAUAAAAUGCCACAGUAUAAGCAGCAGCCCCCUAUUCCACAAGGACAGACUAUCCGACAUCAACUAAAUGCCAGAUUGAAUUCCAGUGGAAUGUAUGGGCAGCAAGUUCGUCAAGCAAAUCCAGGGCAGCCAUAUGGAUCCAUGUCACAAGCUCAGAAUAUUGCUCAAGGCUACACUAACUACGGCUCUCACUUGGGGAUGCCGCCACAUCCUUCACAAGCCAGCAGUAUGAUCCCUCCUUCCUAUUCAAGUCAACCAUAUCAGAGCAGUCACACGACCAGUAAUCCUGCACUUGUGGAUCAGGUUCGGCAGAUGCAGCAGCGACCAAGUGGCUAUGUUCACCAGCAAGCUCCAGCUUAUGCGCACUCCAUGCAGAACACACAAAGGUUAACACAUCAACCCAUGCAACAGACACCCAUGAUGACAGGAAUUAGUCACAUGACCCAACAGAAUGUUCAUUCAACAAUGAGGACAAACCAGGAACAGCAGUAUCUUCGACAGCAGCAGAUCAUAAGGCAACAGCAGCAACAACAGCAGCAGCAGCAGCAACAACAACAACAGCAGCAGCAACAACAGCAGCAGCAACAACAGCAGCAACAGCAGCCACAACCACAGGUACAACAACAGGUCCAACAGCAACAGCAGGCUCAAACCCAACCACAGUCUCUGGGAAUGCAAGCCAUCCCACCUCAGCAGACUAUGUUCCAGCGACAAGGAAUGCAACAAACGCAGCAGCAACAACAGACAGCAGCUCUGGUUAGACAAUUACAACAGCAACUGUCAAAUUCACAGCCACAGAAGAAUGCAAACCCAUACUUUUAAUGUUGGAGUCAUCUAAAAGAUUCAGAGACCAGCUUAUUAGUUGACUUUCUGAAGAAGAACUUUGUCUCCAAAGGCAAAUUGCUGCUGUGACUGAAGCUGCAGAAUUUAACAUGUUUUUAAUUGUCCAAUGAAACCAGACUCUUAAUUGACUGUUUCCCUUUACUUUCAGGUUGCUCCUAGUGCCUGUAUAUUCUUGGUUAGGGAAAUAAUAAUCCACCCAUUAAAGGGUAAAGAGAGAUGCUGGUAUAAUUUUUCCAGUCUUCCUCUCCUCAUUCCACUCCUAUCUUUGGCACUGAGGACACCAGCUCUUGGCUAUUAUGUGCUGAACCACAGUAUUUCAACUGAUGGAUAUUUUAAACUUUGCUCCUGAAGAAUACUUAGGACAGUUAUAAAGCACAGUUAGUACAUUUGCAGCUAUGCUAGGUGCCAGUGAUGGAGAUCAUUUUGAGGCAUGUUGUUAAUGGAAAUGUGAUUCUGCCAGCAGCUGAACCAGCUCUGUACUAAUAUAUAUUAUUUGUAUAUACACAUAGCACUAUAUGAACACUUAUUUUCAUUAAUUUUUCAUAUUGAUGCUUUUAAAGCUAAAGAAUCUAAGGAACACAGUAAAAUUUUUUCUCUUUAUGCCUAAAGUCAUUGAAGUAUGAUUUCACAGGGCCUGCAGCACUUUGGUAGCUCACCUUGUAGAUGUUCUUUAUACAUAAACUUGCACACUGAACUGCAUAAGGUUUUUUUAGCCAAAUCUGAUCGAUUCAAAUAAGUGCACUUUCCAGAAUGGGUCACUAUGUGAUGAUGGAACCAGAAACCGGACGAUGUGGCCUUGGCAUUUCAAAAAAGGGUUUAGUUUUCCAAGGUGCAAAGUAUUUUUAAUUUGCUUUUGCCACUUGAAGGUUACAAAAAGGUUUUCAGAAGGACUUCACUCUUCAUUUCGAAAACAUUUGAAUUGAAAGUUGAUCAUUUGGAAUUAUAAAGGUUUAGUGUUAUCUCUGUGCUGGGGAGAUAUUGAUACUUAUAAAGGACUCUGUAAUGAUUUGACUUUUUCUACACUUUUUCUUUGUUUUUUUUGGGAGGGGGGUGGAAAUCCAGCAUCUCUCAGUCUGUUGAUUUUGCAAGAGCUAUUAUAGAAAUAUCAAACAUGGAAGUUUCACUGUAUCUUCCACACCUAGCAGUUUGUGUGAAUUCAAAGUGUCCGAUGAAAGGAAUGCCUUUUUAGUAAAGCCACCUAUUAGUUUAUGAAUUACUGCAAUCAUUCCUAUAUUUUGGAAAUGGUAUUACAGCUACAGUUGUUGGUCCAUGCCAUUCACUAGCGCAAUUUGAUUGGUUUAGAGGAAAAAAGAUGUAAUUAAAUAAGUGGAGUAUUUUUAUGUAUAGAGCUAUCCACACUUGUUUGCGGUCAAACUGAGAAAUUUCCAAUAUUACCGAAACAACUGUGCAAAUUCUUAUUCAUUAUCCCAAAGUGAUUCUAAUUUAAUUCAGCAGAAACAGAAUGCAUUUCUCAACCCAAUAAUUACCUUUAUGUAUAAGAAUAGUUGAAGAUUAUUAUUGUUGCUCACUCAAUGCAAAUGUUCCUCAUCUUUGCAUGAGUUUCAGUUGAUUUCAAAUGUAAUUUGUACUUAAGAAAUAGUUUUAGAAAGCUGCAAGUAAAAAAGGCACAAAGUGCUGAGCACAUUGGUGCCAAUGCAACACUCAAUGUGUUGACAGUAAUCUGAAGUUGAAGUAUCAUGGGAAUGAACUACUGAAAUUUAGUAUAUCCAUAAGGACAGGCAAAGAAGGAACUUUUCCUGCAUACCUGUUGCAAAAAAAUUUUGGGAUGAUAAUUGAUGUACAAUACCAUCCCCUGCCACACAAGCGCAUUAGAUAGAGUCGGGUAGGAAAGAAUAGACACACUGUACAGAAAGAAGUACUUUCUAUCUUGGUUUGUAAAACUGUAUCCACGUAUUAAAAAUUAUGUAAAUUUUUGGUAAUUUUGUGUUUUCUCAGAAAAUUCUGAUGUAAAGAAAAAAUUCAAGAUGGUAUAUGUAUAAAACAAAUUGUACAUGUGCUCUUUUUAUAUAUAAAAAGCACAGACAUUAGUCAACAUGAUGGAGAUAACCAAAUGAAUCAGAAUAGAGCCUGA
This is a messenger RNA of Mobula hypostoma (lesser devil ray), 8634 nucleotides long. It is a transcript of the gene med12, whose product is annotated as mediator complex subunit 12. Gene Ontology annotation, cellular component: mediator complex. Gene Ontology annotation, molecular function: transcription coregulator activity; beta-catenin binding. Gene Ontology annotation, biological process: regulation of transcription by RNA polymerase II. NCBI's taxonomy places the organism in Eukaryota, Metazoa, Chordata, Chondrichthyes, Myliobatiformes, Myliobatidae. The transcript has 44 exons. The coding region runs from base 36 to 6521 and encodes 2161 amino acids. The record is from RefSeq and is a predicted model, not a curated record.